UUAGUCGGCGAGCGCCGUGCUGCCGGUGUCGUUGUGUACCGCAUUUUUUCUCUUUUCGCCGAGUGACAGAAAAAAAGAGAAGGUACUUCCCGGUCGGCACGUCGAGUCGUGGUCGGGUCGUGACACGAGGGUAUUUUUUCCUCGCGGACGAAAAGAAAUCGUUACGAUACCCGGAGUUACGUAAACGUCGGCCAAACAAAGAUGCGCGAAAUUGUUCCGAUCGUUCUCCGUGUAGAGCGCGGUUGACUCUGCUCGCGUUAUCGCUGCUCGCGAUUAUUUAUACGGGUUUUUUCGCCGAUCGUGUCCGGAGCGGGCGCAAAAACGAACGAUUCGAAUCCGUCGUUACGUGGACCACGUGCGCGCAACCGUACGUCAAGAGCACGAGCCGACUCCCACUACCGUGCACCUGUGCACCUGUGCAAGGUUGUAGAUAGUCGAGAACAGGAGCCAUGCUGGCACGUUUGUUCGAGAUCCACGGCCGGUUCUGCGCCGGCCACCCCCUGGAGGUGAUCGUGUCCACGUUCACGCUGACGGCGUGCAUCCUGAACAUGGAGACCGAAAGCGGGCAGCCGCGAGACGAAGCUCUUCCUGUGUCCUCGCACUGUCGGGCUGGCCGGUGUAAUUCGGACGACUUAAAUGCAGCCGAUAUCAUCGUGAUGACCAUAAUACGAUGUCUCGCAAUACUGUUCACCUACCAUCAGUUUCGAAAUUUACAGAAGCUGGGCUCGAAAUACAUUUUAGGUAUAGCCGGCCUAUUCACCGUGUUCUCCAGCGUUGUGUUCACGUCGAGCGUUGUCAAUUUCGGACGCAGCGACAUUUCCGAUUUGAAGGAUGCGCUGUUCUUCUUCUUGCUCAUCAUCGAUCUGUCCAAGGCCGCGAUAUUAGCGCAACUAGCUCUACGCUCGAGGAGCCAAGAGGAAGUACGAGCGAACAUAGCGCGAGGAAUGUCUCUGUUAGGGCCGACCAUUACCUUGGACACCUUAGUCGAGACGCUGCUCAUCAGCAUAGGAUCCCUGUCCGGCGUCAGAAGGCUGGAAAUCCUAUGCGGCUUCGCCUGCCUCGGAAUUGUCGUUAAUUACAUUGUUUUCAUGACCUUCUACCCUGCCUGUCUAUCGCUCAUCCUCGAGCUUUCUCGCGGGACGAAUAGCAUGAAGCCUCUGAGCCCCGACAAGAUCUUCAUGAUUCAUCCGUUGAACGAGGAGGAUCAGAAGCCGAAUCCCGUAGUGGAGCGCGUCAAGCUGAUCAUGAUCGCCGGCCUAUUUGUAGUGCACGCCAACAGUCGCUGGCCUUUUAAGAACGAUGAAAACGACCACACGGUGGAAGGGAAAGUGUCGCCCGCGAAUUCUCACAUUGUAGCGAACGCGUACAAUAAAACGGAGAACCAGACGGAAGUGAAGGCGUAUUUGAUGAACUGGCUGUCGGUCAGCGCGGAUAACAUCAUAAUACUGAUACUGCUGCUCGCGCUAGCUAUCAAGUUCAUAUUCUUCGAGGAUAAAGGCGACAUCGCGAAGCAGCUGCGAUUCAAGGAGGAGGACGACACCGAGGAGAAGGUCGAGAUCGAGUACACCGAGCUCGUGGACACCGCCGCCAUGGACGUGUCGUUGCGCCAGCGAUUCGAGGAGACGCACCCCGCCAUGCGUCCCGCUAUUUUCCCCCUGUCCGGGGUGGGCGGCGGUUGGAUCGAGGUGGAGAAUGAAUCUCAAAUGGAAUUCAUUGACAAAGAGGUGCAAACCGACGGCAGACAGUCGAGCAUAGACUCGUCCGGCAGCGAAUGCGCGUCUCCGCAGGCGACGGUUCCUAGACCUCUGGAGGAAUGCCUCGAAAUAUACAAGUCCGAGCUUGGAGCGAGCGGGCUGACGGACGAGGAGGUUAUCCAGUUGGUGAAGUACAAGCACAUAGCCGCCUAUCAGCUGGAGAAAGCUGUAGGGGAUAUGGAGCGCGGCGUAAAAAUCAGACGUCUGAUAAUCGGUGAAGCUGGAAAGUUCGUGGAAGAUCUGACGGAACUGCCGUACACGCACUACGAUUACUCGAAAGUGUUGGGAUCGUGCUGCGAGAACGUUAUAGGAUACGUGCCGGUGCCGCUUGGAAUCGCUGGUCCGCUGCUGAUCGAUGGUGAACUCUAUCACGUGCCGAUGGCGACAACCGAGGGGUGCUUGGUAGCCUCCACCAACCGAGGGAGCAGAGCUCUGUUGAAGUGCGGCGUGACGAGUCGCGUGGUGGCCGACGGUAUGACCAGAGGACCGGUCGUAAGAUUCCCGAAUAUCGUCAGAGCCAGCGAGGCUAUGGCGUGGAUGCAGGAUCCGGAGAAUUUCGAGAAGAUGAAGGAUCAUUUCGACCUGACCAGCAGAUUCGCGAGGUUGUCGAAGAUACAUAUACGAAUCGCCGGCCGGCAUUUGUUCGUUCGCUUCGUGGCGACGACGGGUGAUGCGAUGGGCAUGAAUAUGCUAUCCAAGGGCACGGAGAAAUCGUUAAAUACGGUGAAGGAAUAUUUUCCUGAUAUGGAAAUUUUAUCGCUGAGCGGUAAUUUUUGCGCAGAUAAGAAACCCGCCGCUGUUAAUUGGAUUCAAGGAAGGGGUAAGAGUGUGGUCUGCGAAGCGGUGGUACCUGCGGACGUUGUUACUAACGUUCUAAAGACUUCGGUUCAUGCAUUAGUUGAUGUGAAUAUAAGUAAAAACAUGAUUGGCUCCGCUAUAGCCGGCAGCGUGGGCGGUUUCAAUGCCCACGCUGCGAACAUCGUCACUGCAAUUUUUAUAGCUACGGGUCAAGAUCCUGCGCAGAACGUUGGAAGUAGUAAUUGUAUGACUUUGAUGGAACCUUGGGGUGCGGACGGUACAGAUUUGUAUGUAUCUUGCACGAUGCCCAGUAUAGAGAUAGGUACCAUUGGAGGUGGAACUGGUCUUCCUGCACAAGGGGCGUGCUUGGCUAUGUUAGGCGUCAAAGGCGCCAACAGCAGUCAACCUGGCGAAAACGCCAGCAAAUUAGCUAGAAUUGUAUGUGCCACAGUACUUGCCGGUGAAUUAUCGCUAAUGGCGGCUCUCACAGCCGGUCAUUUAGUUAAAAGUCAUCUUAGGCACAACAGAUCAACUACCACAGUAAUAAACGAAUUGACUGUCCCCCAAACUAAACUGGGAGAUACACUGACUGUGCCAAUUCUUUCUUCACACCCUGUACAAAACGUUUGUAAGAAGUUUGUAGACAAGUCUUAGCCGUAAUCGUAUGUAAACUGGUUCCGGCUUGGUCUCGCAGUAGAGUUUUGCGUACGCAUUGUCGUACAACUGCUUCAACGUAAUAUUCCAAAGAAAUAACGUUUCGUUUAUGCACGUGAAAGAAUAUACGUAUGUAUAUACUAACAAUGCAGGAACAGGGCUAAAAGGAAAGUAAACUGAUACGACGUGAAGAAUUUUAAUGAAAACACAGUGAUAUAGAAACUAAAAUGUAAAAGUACUUCAAAUAUACUAUGCAAGUGACUUACAUUGCAGACAGAGUGUACAGUUUUGAAUGCAAUGAAAUGUGUAUACUUAAUUUGCAAAGAAAACUGUGCGGUUAACAAUGGUUGUAUGAAAUUAGCGUUGUGCAAAGAUUAUUUUUGCGUACAAGAUCACAUGUCUCUACAUAGUGCAAUAUUAAUUUUUAGAUAUAGUAAUUUAAUUGAUCAGGCCGUCAUAAUGUAACAGUAAUAGAUAAUGUUAUCAGGCUGUACAUUAUGUAAUAUACUGAGUACAAUCAAACUAAUGAAUGUUCUCCGGAAAUAGUAGAGUAUAUAUAAAUAUAUAAUUAUGGUAUUCCAAUGCAAAUAAAAAAUUGUAAAUUUAUUGUUUGUUUUUGAAUGUUUAAAUAAUCUAAAGUCUAAGUAAAGUCAUUGAAAAUGUAAACACAUUAUGAUGUACAAAAUUUUAUUUGAGUACAAAUACACUUGAUUCCAAAUGAAAAGUAUUUAAGAAAAAGAAAAAACGAUAAGAAAAAUAGAUGAUAAAUAAAGGACACGAAAAAUGACGAAUUUCGAUUUUUUUCCAAUGUGCAUGCAUGGAAUGCAAAAAAAAUUUUCUUUAUAUGAAAAGAACAUAUUCUAUAGUACAACACAGCCUAAUGGAAUACUUUAAUAAAAUUUAUAACAGUUCUAAAAUUCACAUUUUUUCAUACGUUUCUUCGUAGCCACAAGUGGUGCAGGUGUGUGUAUAAUUAUCAUCUUCCUCAUUGUAUGUGUCUUCUCCAAAUUCAUGGGUGUGAGUAGCUUUCGAUGUUUUAUUAUACAAUGAGCUUCUAACUUGCAUUCUCAAUUGUUUAAUCUACAUACAAAAAAAAACAAUUCUUUAUUAAAUGAGAAAUACUUAUGCGAUAUAAAUAAUAUUGAAAAUGAUAUUAUUUUUUAUUUUAACUUAAGAAUAUUAUUGAAGUAUUGCUUAUAUUCUGUACCCUUUUGUUAAAUUUUUUAAUUUUUGUUCCUUCGCGUUUAAGAUCACGUAAUUCCUUUUCCUUUAUCAACUUUUCUUCUGAGCCCCAUACUUCCAACGCUCUCUCUUCCACUUGCAAAUGUAAAUAUAAUUUCAUUUCACCCCAAUUUGUAUUGUGAGGAUUUUUCCUUGUAAUAAAUUUCAAUGGAGGUUCUCUUUUAUCAAAAUCACAAUCUUUUAAUAAAUAUUCUUGUUUAGCCUCAGUUUUUGUAAUUAAAGAAUGUUUUCCCUGAGAAUCUCUAUUACAAUAAAAAAUGAAUUAUACAAGUUUAUUCGGUUGGAGUAAUCAAUUAAUAAUUCAAAUAAUUCUACCUGCACAUAUCACAUACUCUUAAAUUAAAGGUCUGCAGUAAAUAAGAGUCAUUAAAUUCAUUCUUACAAUCAUCACAACGAGGUAAAUCGGUAAUAAUGGGAGCUGGGUGUGCUGUUAUUUUUAACUGUAAUAAGCAACAUAGUGAGUUUCUUAAUAAUCUUGAGUUUUGUAUAAUUAUAGGUUUUUAAAUUUACCAUUUGUUCUUCUAAAUCAUCAUUUUCUUCUAUAAGAAAGCCACCUCCACUGUCUAUGACACGUUGUCCCUGUACCUUUAUUGUUCUACUUUUAUUUGUUGAAUCUCCAUUUUCUCUUUAAAUAUAUAUUAAAAAAUUUAAGGUUUUAUGAAAUUCUGCAUAAAUAAAAGUAUAGACUUCUCAAAAAUAAAUAUAUUACCCUUUGGAGUAAGGAUGAGCAACAACCUUAGAUUUUCUUAAAAGCAGUGCCUUUUGGCGAUUCCUUUCUGCACGUUCUUUGAGGUGCA
This is a messenger RNA of Nomia melanderi (Alkali bee), 5245 nucleotides long. It is a transcript of the gene Hmgcr, whose product is annotated as HMG coenzyme A reductase. NCBI's taxonomy places the organism in Eukaryota, Metazoa, Arthropoda, Insecta, Hymenoptera, Halictidae. Gene Ontology annotation, cellular component: endoplasmic reticulum membrane; peroxisomal membrane. The record is from RefSeq and is a predicted model, not a curated record. Gene Ontology annotation, molecular function: NADP binding; hydroxymethylglutaryl-CoA reductase (NADPH) activity; protein binding. Gene Ontology annotation, biological process: sterol biosynthetic process; coenzyme A metabolic process; isoprenoid biosynthetic process.